AUGGAGUGUCAGGACCAUCAGAAGGUGUUGUUUGCUACUCACAUGCUAGCAGAUGAGGCGGAGUACUGGUGGGAGAACACUCACCCACGUUUAGAGGGAGCAGGUGGUGUUGUUGUCCAAUGGGAGACUUUCAGACAAACUUUUAUGGAGAAAUAUUUUCCAGAAGAUGUGAAGAAUAGGAAGGAGAUGGAGUCUCUCGAGCUGAAACAGAAAAGUAUGACGGUGGCAGAGUAUGCGGCGAGGUUUGAGAACCUUGUAAGAAUCUUUGAUGAAGAUCAGUGGGAGAAGGCUGCUUUUUCCAGGAAUGUCAAUGCUAGUCAUGGGAAAGAGAAGAAGCUUGUGACUCACAGUCGUGCUAAGCCAUAUUCUGCCCCUCCCGGGAAAUAUGGAAACCAUUCUGGAGGACUGAGGACCAGUGGAGGACUUCAACUAGUUGGUGGGAGUUCUCAGCCAAUUAACAGGGUGUCUCAGUCUGCGGGUAGAGGUAAUGGUGGUAGUGGUGCUCCUGCUAUUGUUACUACACCACUCAGUACCAGUUGCCCAUAUCCGAGGAGGGAGAAGAGGAGUGGAAGUCUGAAUAAUCAGAGUGGACGACCAAGGACCACAGGGAGAGUGUUUGCUCUUAGUGGUGCUGAUGCCGCACAGUUUGAUGAACUCAUCCAAGGUGAUAUGUUUUUGUCUGCUAACCAAGUUGAGGCAUCUUUGAGGGAGGAUGCACGGAUAUACAUGAUCUUAGCUAGUAUGAGUGUCGAGACUACAAACCCUGUGAGUGAUAUACCAUUGGUGAGAGAGUUUCCAGAGGUGUUUGAGGAGGUGUCAGGAUUACCACCAGAGAGAGAGGUUGAGUUCUCUAUAGACCUAGUGCCCGGUACUGGACCCAUAUCCAUAGCACCUUAUAGGAUGUCCCCUAUGGAGUUGAGUGAGCUUUAG
Molecule: messenger RNA, 930 nt
Organism: Glycine soja
Lineage: Eukaryota; Viridiplantae; Streptophyta; Magnoliopsida; Fabales; Fabaceae
Exons: 4
Coding region: 1-930 (309 amino acids)
Source: RefSeq, a predicted model, not a curated record